Molecule: messenger RNA, 947 nt
Organism: Cyprinodon tularosa
Lineage: Eukaryota; Metazoa; Chordata; Actinopteri; Cyprinodontiformes; Cyprinodontidae
Product: polyubiquitin-like
Exons: 2
Coding region: 298-777 (159 amino acids)
Biological process (GO): protein ubiquitination; modification-dependent protein catabolic process
Cellular component (GO): nucleus; cytoplasm
Molecular function (GO): protein tag activity; ubiquitin protein ligase binding
Source: RefSeq, a predicted model, not a curated record
UCUGUUCCCUCCCACAGGUAAGAGGGAAACCCCAGGUGUUCCACCUCACCUGUCUGCAGGUAUUUACAGCCCGUCAUGAAACUGCGUAGAUAAAAGCCAUACAGUGGCUUUUUAGGAGAAUGGAAAAUGAAACUUAAAGAGAAAGGGAUAUAAAAAUCUUCAGUGAAGAAAAGGGGAGGGAGGAUUGAUUGGACAGUAGCUAUAUAAACAGCAUGGUUAGAUCAGCUUCAUUAACGAUCUGUGAGCACUUGAAGGAGAGUUUAUUCAUUGGAAAUUCAUCUCAAGAUAAAUUUCAUCAUGGAAAUAUUCAUCAUUUUGAUGGAUGGGACAUCCCGCACACUGAAGGUCAACCCACAUCACACAGUGGGUCAUUUGAAAAAGUGCAUCGAAAAAGAGAUGGGAUUCCCUGUUUCGAUGCAGAAGCUGAUCUUCAAAAACGGCCAAAGCACCCAUCUGAACGACGACUCCAGGACGCUGAGCUCCUACAGCAUGCAGCCGGGCUCCCAGGUGUACCUGUUGAUCACUGAGCCGCCAACCCAGCCCUCUACCUUCCAGGUUUUCCUGAAAAAUGAACAGGGGAUAUCCAGCACCUAUGAUAUCACAGAGAAGGAGACUGUGGCGAACUUCAAGAGAAGAGUGCAGGAAAGAGAAGGGGUUCCUGCAAACCAGCAGAGGUUGAUCCAUGAAGGUGUAGAGAUGCAGGGUGGAAAACUGACUGACUACAACGUCAGGGAGCUGAGCACCAUCUUCAUGACUCUGCGUCUGAGAGGAGGCUGAGGACACAACAUGAAAAACUUUCUAGUUUAUUUUUUUUGUUUUGUAAUUACAUUUAUCCUAAACUGUUCUCAACUGUUGUUCCUUUUACAUGUAUUAAUGAAUACCAACACAUGUAGUCUACUUUAAAGUGUGUAAUGUAAUUGAUUAAUUAAUUCCAAUAAUAAAAGCGG